Amborella trichopoda is the source of this 967-nucleotide messenger RNA. It is a transcript of the gene PDE334, whose product is annotated as ATPase, F0 complex, subunit B/B', bacterial/chloroplast. Gene Ontology annotation, molecular function: proton-transporting ATPase activity, rotational mechanism. NCBI's taxonomy places the organism in Eukaryota, Viridiplantae, Streptophyta, Magnoliopsida, Amborellales, Amborellaceae. Gene Ontology annotation, biological process: proton motive force-driven ATP synthesis. The record is from RefSeq and is a predicted model, not a curated record.
AUGGCAACUUUAGAGAACAAAGGAGAGGCAGAUCCAUCAAUCAACUGUGCUACGGACCAAGAAGUUGGCCAAAGCAGGCCAAAAUUGUUCAACAUCCAAUGCCACAAUGAGAGAGCAACAUGGCAAAGAGAGAGAGAGAGAGAGCACAGCCAUGGCCAUGGCCAUGGCGACCAACAUUCUCAUCGCAAAACUCCCCACCACAAUCCCCUCCUCCCUCACCACCAAACCCAGACUCCCCCAACUCCCCCCCCACCCACCACCACCACCACCACCACCACCACCACCACCGCUAUAUUAAGCGAGAGAAGGACCUUACUAUCAACCAUCGCUAAAACUAGUGGCGCUGCCAUCUUAGCGGCGCUGACUUCCGCUCGUCCCGCCCUCGCCGAAAUGGAGAAAGCCAGACUCUUCGACUUCAACCUCACUCUCCCCAUCAUCGUUGCCGAAUUUCUGUUCCUAAUGGUUGCCCUAGACAAAAUAUACUUCGCCCCACUGGGAAAAUUCAUGGAUGACAGAGACGCAGCUAUAAGGGAGAAACUAAACAGCGUGAAAGACACAUCCGGGGAGGUGAAGCAGUUGGAGGAGCAGGCAGCUGCCGUGAUGAAGGCGGCAAGGGCAGAGAUAUCGGCGGCCCUGAAUCAGAUGAAGAGGGAGGUGGCGUUGGAUUUGGAGGUGAAGAUGGCUGAGGGGCGGAAGAAGGUGGAGGCUGAGCUCGCGGUGGCCCUCGAAAAUUUGGAGCGUCAGAAGGAGGAGACCAUCAAGGCCCUAGACUCCCAGAUUGCAGCCCUCAGCCAGGAUAUUGUGAAAAAGGUCCUGCCACUUUGAAUGGACAAGAAACUCUCAAUUUAGUGCUUUCUUCUUCCUCUCUCUCUAGGUUUCUGUGCUCUUUCUUUCGUUUGUGUAUUUUACCUGGCUUAUUCUAUGGAACAAUGGUAUACUUAUUUAUUGUUGGUACUGUUCCUGCUGA